Mycosarcoma maydis (corn smut) is the source of this 2541-nucleotide messenger RNA. RefSeq lists its product as uncharacterized. Bases 1 to 2541 code for a protein of 846 amino acids. NCBI's taxonomy places the organism in Eukaryota, Fungi, Basidiomycota, Ustilaginomycetes, Ustilaginales. The record is from RefSeq and is a predicted model, not a curated record. Gene Ontology annotation, cellular component: Holliday junction resolvase complex; nucleus. Gene Ontology annotation, molecular function: DNA binding; nuclease activity. Gene Ontology annotation, biological process: double-strand break repair; replication fork processing; mitotic intra-S DNA damage checkpoint signaling. The transcript has a single exon.
AUGGUAGGCGCUCUCUGGAUUGACAGUGGCUCCGACAGUGAUAGCGAUGCUACCUCGGGCAAGCAACGUCGAAACAGACACCGUCGUAGCGCUAGUGCGGUAGGAGGUCCAUCUCGUCUAAGUGCAGCUCCCCCAUCAUCCUCGUCCUCGGUCAUCGUUCUAUCUUCGUCCCAAGAUCACGGCCAACUGGUUGCAGCAAAAGUUCAGCGCCAUGGAAAGGCUGUGGUUGGGACACUUGGCAGCCACGCUCGCCUGAUGGAUGCGCAUGAAAGUGUACAAGCAACACCAGCUCAGCGCUUGGCUCAGCUCCUCGCCGAUAAUUCUCCCGACACCUCGCUUCCUAGCUUCGGUGAUCUUCUACGACAGCACAAGUCACGAAGAGACGCCGCAGCGUCUGCGCAUGCCUGCGUACCAAGCGGUCAGGGCUCUACAAGCAUUUGCGCGUCGCGCCCAACAUCGACUGCGCUUCCAGCAGGUUCGCUCAGGCGCACCGUGUCCCAACCGAUCGCUUCCAGCUCGCAAGACAACCCAACUUCCUCUCGCUUCCGUCCAUCUGUUCGUCGUCCCACCAAGUAUGCAGGUGCAGAUGCGACCGCGCCGGAGGUAAUUGAAAUUGGGUCCGACUCGAUCGUCGAUUCUGCCAGUGAAGCUGAUGCCGAGCAUGUCCUGUAUACCUCUUCGCCCAUUCGGUCCCAGCGUAGCCUCAGAACUCAGCAGCCCUCCAGCCAGCCUUUGGUCUUUUCUCCGCCAUCUCGCGUUUCUGCGGCGAAAGGGCGAUCGGGUGAGGCAAGACGCACUCGACCGAAUCUCAGGGCUGACUCAGCUCCGAUUGUCAUCCUGUCUAGCAGUCCGCCACCGCCUUCGUUGCCGAGCACUAGCCAAAGCUCGUCUGGUCAUGCGGUUGGAUACAUAGCCGAAGAAGAGUGUAUGCUCCCAAACUUUCCAUCAUCGUCGCUUCCUUUCGAAGAUCCACCACCGAGCCCGCCCUCUACGCCCGUUGGCGCGCCUGCUGCAGAAGCUUUCGAUGCCUCGCCUUCGCUCAAGAGACGAGGCGUUCAUUCGGAUUCCAAACCUACGACGCCAAAGAGACCCAGGCCGAUAAGCAGAACUGGCUCUCUUUUAGAAGCUUUAGAUAAACUCUACGCAGCGGACGACAUGGCCAUGAUGGACCAAGACCAAGCUGAGAAUUCAGCUGACGGCGACCGCGUCCUAGGGAUCUUUUCAGCUGUCACUGCUCCAGAUCUUACUCGAAAGGAGAAUUCUAGUGCGCAACUGUCACCGUCGAAAGCUCAAAGAUCGGCUGCAGCCAAGGAAGCGCGCGAAGCUAAGGCACGCGAACGCGAAGCUGUCAAGCUUGCCAAGGCGCAAGCCGCUGCGGAAAAGAAACGGUUUUUGGAAGUCAAUCGUCUUCGCACGUCGAAAGCGGACACGAUGCGCGAGCUCAUCAUCGAUCUUGACCGUACGCUUUUCAGCGCCGGUCAGCCUUUUGCCGGAUAUCAAGAGUCGAUCCAGGCGCGUUUCGAACAGGAGGGAGCAAGUGUGCAUCUCUGCGAUGCUGUGGUAGCUCCGCCUUUGGUACGAUUCAGGAGGAAGGUCAAAGCGGAGUGGAACAACGAAAGACGACAUUGGGUACCACUGAAUCGAGAACAAGUCCGAAGAGAGCCAAUGGUGAUUGUGUAUAUCGAUGCAAAGCAGAUUGUGCAAUUGGUGGCGGAGGGAGGAGAGCAAGGAUUGGAGAGUUGGUAUGGCGAUUUGGAGCGAAGGUUGAGUGCAGCCGAUGGUGGUCGAGAGCGAGGUGACGGGCAGCAACGGCAGGUAUUUCUGGUUUGCCAAGGCCUGAUCAAGUACUAUGCUCGACUGAGGGCAAGUGAGAACAGGGCAUAUACGGCGCGCAUCCGACAGCAGUUGGCAGAGAGUCAACCCGCUGAUCAAGCUACGAGCACCGCUUCGGAUGCUGUUCCGAAGUCAGCACCACGGAGAGCCAACACUGCCAUCGGCAGCAAUAACCACAGCAGCAGCAGCAGUGGCGGGGGCGGCGUGCCUGCUCAAUCGAUCGUCGAACGCAGCCUGUUGCAGCUGAAGCUCGUUCACCGAUGCUACGUGAUCCACGCGGCCUCACUGGUCGAUGGCAUCGAAUGGCUUCAUCAACUCACGUCGGACCUUUCACUGAAACCGUACAAAUCGCUUCGCGAUAGCCACCUCUCGUUUGCCGUCGAUACCGGCCGCAACACCACGUCUUGCUGCUCAGCUGCCAUCUACGCCCUGAUGCUUGAACAGAUCCCACGCGUCACCCCGGCCAUCUCACAGAGCAUCACCACCAUCUACCCUUCGCUGCACGCGCUGCUAAGAGCGUACCAAAGCUGCAACGACGAAAGCGAGCAAAGGGCAAUGCUCAGCAGCAUCCAAGUAGUCAGCAACAGGGACGGAACCGAGAGGAGAGCCAACAGGACCAAUCUCGGCUUGCAGCUGAGCAAGAGGAUUCAUGCCGUGAUCAGGGGUACCAACGCCGACUUGCUCAUCAAUAAGCCCACCAAGGAUUGA